Trifolium pratense (red clover) is the source of this 2928-nucleotide messenger RNA. RefSeq names its product U-box domain-containing protein 3-like. Gene Ontology annotation, biological process: protein ubiquitination. The record is from RefSeq and is a predicted model, not a curated record. Gene Ontology annotation, molecular function: protein binding; ubiquitin-protein transferase activity. The coding region runs from base 251 to 2509 and encodes 752 amino acids. Gene Ontology annotation, cellular component: nucleus; cytoplasm. The transcript has 5 exons. NCBI's taxonomy places the organism in Eukaryota, Viridiplantae, Streptophyta, Magnoliopsida, Fabales, Fabaceae.
GAAAAAAAAGAAAAGAAAAGAAAGUUCCCUUUCUUGUUGUAGUUGUUGUACCGUCUCCUUUCUCUCAGGCUUUUUCAGACAACUUUGUUGGAAAAUAAUGAGGAACAAGUAAGGAAUGUGGAUGAAGAGUUUCAGUCACAAAGAUUUGAAUUCAUAAAUCACUUUCUUUUGGAAACAUUUACUUCAUUCUUUAUGGUUUGAAGUUGAUCAGGAUCUGUUUUAUUUGUGUCUCAUUUGAGUUUUCACAACCAUGCAUAUAGGUCAAACGGAUACAGCUUCUGUGAAAUGUCUGAUCAACAGCAUUUCUCGAUUCAUUCAUCUGGUUUCUUGCCAAACGGUGAAACCUAUGCCCUUCCAGAAAAUCUGUAAUAAUAUGGUCGGCGUGUUAAAGCGUUUGAAGCCAGUGCUUGAUGACAUUAUGGACUACAAAAUUCCUUUACAUGAAAAUUUAUGUAAAGUAUGUGAAGAAUUGGAUAUUGGAGUUAAUGAAGCAAGAGAUUUCAUAGAAAAAUGGGGUUCAAAGAUGAGCAAGAUUCACAGUGUUCUUCAAAGUGGCACAUUGUUGAUCAAGUUACAGAGCACUUCACUUGACAUUUGUCACAUGAUAGUUAAAUCCUUACAGUCACCUCCAUCUGCAUCGGUUUUGGCUAAUCUACAGCACUAUAUCCAAGAACUUCAGUGUCUCAAGAAGGAAACGGCAAUGAUCUAUAUAGAAAAGGCGCUGAGAAACCAAAGAGAUAAUAUUGAACCUUGCAAUGAGAAUCUAAGGGAAAUUAUUGAGUUACUUAAAUUGACAUCAACUCAGGAGCUCUUGAAGGAAACUAUUGCUGUGGAAAAGGAAAGAUUGAACGCAGAAGGACAUAAAAUGAUAGGGGACUUGGAAGAAAUCAAUGAAAUUGUGAAUCUUGUUCGCAACUUACGUGAUUAUGUGAUGAAAACCGAGUGCUUUGCAGUCAAAAGUGGCGUCUCUUUCCCUCCGUACUUUCGCUGUCCUUUAUCAUUGGAACUCAUGGUGGAUCCUGUUAUUGUGGCUUCCGGUCAAACAUACGAGAGGCAAUCUAUCCAAAAGUGGCUUGAUAAUGGGAUGACUGUUUGUCCAAAGACUCGUCAACGACUUACUCAUACAAAUCUCGUUCCUAAUUAUACUGUUAAAGCUAUGGUAGCAACUUGGUGCGAGGAAAAUAACACCAAUCAUGCAAGUAACACCAAGUACAAUAAUUCUUCCCAUAAAACAGUCCCCUCUGAUCAUUUAUUGUCUCAAGAAUUACCCAGUGGCAAUUCAAUUUCAAGAUCAUGUCUUCAAACUGGAAAUGCAUUUGAAGAACGAAAGGAUGAUAGCUCUUUCAGAUCAAAUGGAGAAUGCAAUGGAUGCCAGAAUGUAGAAAUAGAAAAGUGGGAGCUACAAUCCAUUCACAGCAGAAGUGAAUCAUUUUCAAGUUCAAUUUCUAGUAGCGAUUGUCUACUUGCAGUUUCAAAAGAUGUAUCAAGGAUGUCCGAUAAACAUCAAAAUAUGAAGGGUUCGUCCGUAGAUGCAGGGGGGAUGGAAAAUCGAAAAAAUAAUAACAGUAAUACUACUAAUAGUCAUUCAAGAGUUGAUUCACAUAAUGUGUCAAACUCAGGAUUUAAUGAAUUGACCACCUCGUCUCAUGUCAAUAAAUUGAUCGAAGACCUCCAAAGCCAAUCAAUUGAAGUGAAAACUACUGCCGCAGAAGAAUUGCGGCUCCUUACAAGGCAUAACACGGAAAACCGUAUCAUUGUAGGGAAGUGUGGGGCUGUCACGCCUUUACUUUCGCUUCUAUAUUCAGACGGGAAAGUAACACAAGAGCAUGCCGUAACAACUCUUCUGAAUUUGUCAAUUAAUGAAGACAACAAGGCCUUGAUUAUGGAAGCAGGAGCUACAGAACCCCUUAUCCAUGUUUUGAAGGCAGGAAAUGACGGUGCCAAGGAGAAUUCCGCGGCAGCUCUAUUCAGCCUCUCUGUAAUGGAGAACAGUAAAGCAAAAAUCGGCCGUUCUGGUGCAGUUAAAGCUUUGGUGGAACUUCUUGCCUCAGGCGCACUUAGAGGAAAGAAGGAUGCAGCUACUGCUUUAUAUAGCCUAUCAAUAUUUCACGAUAAUAAAGCUCGAAUAGUUCAAGCUGGAGCUGUGAAAUUUCUGGUCCGGUUAAUAGAUCCUGCUGAUGGAAUGGUUGAUAAAGCUGUUGCUCUUCUGUCGAACCUGUCGACAAUUGCAGAGGGCAGGUUAGAAAUUGCAAGAGAAGGCGGCAUCCCUUCAUUAGUUGAAAUUGUCGAAUCGGGUUCUCAAAGAGGAAAGGAAAAUGCCGCCUGCAUUCUCUUACAAUUAUGCCUUCAUAGUUCCAGGUUUUGUACACUUGUUUUACAAGAAGGAGCUGUACCUCCUCUGGUUGCAUUAUCUCAAUCUGGUACACCAAGGGCAAAAGAAAAGGCACAACAACUUCUCAGUCAUUUUCGUAAUCAGCGGGAAGGAGCUACUGUGAAGGGAAAAUCAUGAAAAUUGAAAAUUUUGGCUAUUUCAUUUCUCCCUUCUUCUAAUCUUAAGUAAUUUGCAUUCUUUCAAUUUUUUACAUGCAUCAUUUUGGAAACUGAUUUUUAUUUUUUAUUAUUAUUUUUUUUAUCUUAGUGGCUUGUCAUUUGGUUAUUGUCAAGUUCAUGACUGGACUUCAUUGUCACUGCCCCUAUUUUCUAGGGGUAUCAAUCUAUUUUCCAUAUUUUGUAUGGGUUUUGUUUCCUUUUUACUUUGUUUUCUGUUCUUGGGACAAGGUAAGUUAGUUUCUGAAGCUUUAACUUGGUAUGAUGUAACACACAACACUAUUCUACUAAGAGAGCAUAACUCAUAUGGUCCCAAGUCAGUUCAGUACAUAUUUGUACAUAUAUUAUAGAAUCUUGUGAUCUAUAAUAAUCAGUACCUUA